This is a messenger RNA of Bacidia gigantensis, 3039 nucleotides long. RefSeq lists its product as uncharacterized. Gene Ontology annotation, biological process: microtubule cytoskeleton organization; post-chaperonin tubulin folding pathway; tubulin complex assembly. The transcript has 3 exons. Gene Ontology annotation, molecular function: GTPase activator activity; beta-tubulin binding. NCBI's taxonomy places the organism in Eukaryota, Fungi, Ascomycota, Lecanoromycetes, Lecanorales, Ramalinaceae. The coding region runs from base 1 to 3039 and encodes 1012 amino acids. The record is from RefSeq and is a predicted model, not a curated record.
AUGCCGGAGGACAAAGUCGAGGGGGAGAGAGAUGUCGAAGUCCAACGUCAUUCAACUGAUAGAUUAGCUGCCAUCGAGCAUGGAAUCAAAGGCAUUCUCCACUCUUCCAAGACUCGAAAAGUCCACACAUUGGUACGACGGCGCGCGGUUGACCGUAUAACAGUAGCGAUUGAUUAUUUUCAAGAACUUCCACAGCUUCUUGAUCGAAAGCUCAAGGCGUUCAUCGGAGAAGUUUCCGACGCCUUCGUUGAGUAUUUGGAAAUCCACAAGCACAGGUAUUUGCAGGAUGCUGGGCGUCGUAAAGAGGACGUGCUGCCGCUGCCAAGAGCAGUCUGCUACAUUCUCUAUACUUUCUGUAAGGUUCGCGGCCAAAAUAUCAUCACUCAGUUGCUUCAUAAUGAGCCUCGAUACUUAGAACCCAUGUUCGAAGCUUUUCUUCUCUGGAAUCCUUGGAUUACCAAGUCACGAGGACCCAUCCCUUUUGACGAAGACAUAUGUACAUGGCAAGAGCGAUACGUUAUGCUCAUCUGGUUGUGUCAUUUGUUGCUUGUUCCAAACGAUCUCACCAACGUCUUUCCGGAAGAGUUUGGAGACGAAUUGACAAUGCCACCGCUUCUCAUGCCCGUCCCGCGUUCUUUACCUGCAAUCUCUAGGCGGCUGAUCCAAACCGCCACAUUCUUCCUCGAUAAAGCUGGACCGGAGCGAGGACCUGCAGUGAAGCUUCUCUUACGGCUGACGCUCAGGACAGAUAUGUCGCGUGCAAAUCUCGACCAGUGGAUGAUCCCAUGGACUGUGAGCUUAGUCGAGGAGGUUGAUUUGGCUCAAACGAGCGACGUUUUCUUCGCCCAUUCAGCGCUUUCUUUCAUGGGAGAUUUUCUCAAGACGGCGGACGAGAGAACUUUGAUAUGCAAUUUUUCGUCUGUUUGGAAACUAGCGCAGACGACUCUGAACGAUGAGCAAUGUCAAUCAGCCUUGUUUGCCACCGGCGGUAUUGGUGCUCUUACCGUCAAGCUUUAUCGAGAGCUUGGUUCUGUAGCAUAUCCAAUUCGAUGGGGCGAUCAAGAAGACAUCCUGCAAGCGGUCAUUUCUUUCCUGCUAUCCAUGCUUGCCGAUGAGAGCACAACGGUUCGCUUCAAAGCAAGUAAGGCACUUGGAGUCGUUUCUUCGCAGAUCGGACAGGAUCUUGCGGAGGAGGUGUUGGAUCAAAUACUGUCAGAUCUCUCAGAAGACUUCAAUGAGAUCGAUCAAUCCUCUAUUUCAGCACACGAUCAGCAGUACAAGAAAACUCCUCUUACGCAUCAAAAUGCUACCUCAGACGAACAAUAUCUACCUCCGAAAGUUCAACUUGCGAUUGAAACCCCAGACAUCGACUACCAAAUGUCAAAUGCUAAUCUUUGGCAUGGAUACGUCCUUGCUAUCGCACACUUGCUGUUUCGCCGCGCUGUUCCUGUGACUUCUCUCUCACGUAUCGCUUCCGUCCUCACUAAAGCCAUGAGCUUUAAUCAGCAGAACAUACAGGGAGCUAGGGUAGGUGAGAAUGUUCGGGACGCGGCAAUCUUCUCAGUCUGGGCGCUUUCGAGAAAAUACAAAACGAACGAGACAUUCUCUCCUGAUCAUUCAUUCAUGCAUGACCUAUCAUUUCAACUAGUCUCCCUCGCAUGUUUCGAUCCAGCAGGUAAUAUCCGCCGGGGAGCUUCAGCCGCACUACAGGAGAUGGUUGGUAGGCACCCAAACAAGAUCAAAGAAGGGCUCGGAUUAGUCCGGAUUGUCGACUAUUACGCGGUUGCAUCCCGAACUAACGCGAUGCUCAAGGUCGCCUCUGAAGUCUUGCGUCUUUUGAACGAUGAUCAGACAGCGCUACUUCUGUUUUUGGGUCUGAAAGGCUGGAGAGGUUUUCAAAGCCGUGAUGUCGCUGACCGCCGCCUCGCUGCUCAAAGUAUAGGAUAUCUGAGCGUAGCCUCUUUAAAUACCUUCAAUCAGUUCACGUUCUUUUGGCAGGCUGCGUAUGCUGCUUCCAAUGGAGAAGCCGUGCUGCACUCUAGCCUCCUCAUGGCACUGGGUGCAAUGCUGGACACAAUUCACGGAAUGUGGCAAAGUCAUGACAAUGACCGUAGGAUGCAUGACAUUCUCAGCAAGGAUCGUACGAGAAUAGAGGCACGAACCUCGGAUGCCGUUGCGAGUGGAAGUCUCCCAAUGGACUGGAAAAUACCUAUAGCUGCCUUAAAGAGUCUACAAGGGGAAGGCGCUUUGUCUUCAGGAGCAGAUUCUGGUAGCAUGCAAGAAGCUGUAUGUCUUUUUGUACAGUCAUUUGCGUCAAUUGCAGGCUACAGCCAUCGCAAUCUGCCCUUCUACAUACCCUUACCGAGUGAAGAAGAGGUCAAGGAACAAAUCAGGGACGUCGAAAGGUGCCUUCUCUCAUCAGACUCAGCCGUUCAAAGGGUAUGUGCAGGGGCUCUUCACGCCUUACUCUGCCUUGCAUCAUCGGGAUUGCUGCAGAACACGGUUCACAGAUGGCUGCAAUAUCUCGGAAACCCUGAAGCUCGCAAACUUCAAAAGGUCAUUUGUCUCACCGAGUCAAUAGGUCUAAUGUUUCAUCUCUUCGAGGCCCCAAGUCGUCAAAGUGUCGUGAGCUAUAUUGACUGCCGGAACGCUACUUUGAAUAUGAUCAACCAGCUUCUCAGCGAACCUUGGGAAGAGAUCAGGUGUGCAGCCCUCCGCGCUGCAACAGAGGGACCUAUCAAAUGCAACAUAACCAACGCUGCACUCUUCAGCGCUAUCGAGAACUCCCUCACUGACUUCUCGAUCGACCACCAGAGCCGUGACGUCGGCUCCAGCGUCCGCCUCGAAGCCAUUACCGCCACCGAGCUCCUCCUUCAGACCCCCUCAGACAAUCUGCUCGACUCACAAGCCCGACAACGCCUGAUCAUCCUCCUCUGCGCUCUCGCCGUCGAAUACUACGACAAAAUCCGCGUCGAAGCAACAUCCUGCCUUCGUCGAAACUGGCAGGCAUUCGGUCUCUUCAGCUUCACAUAUCCGUAA